Messenger RNA from Caenorhabditis auriculariae, 2316 nucleotides. Lineage: Eukaryota; Metazoa; Nematoda; Chromadorea; Rhabditida; Rhabditidae. The record is from the annotation of a GenBank genome assembly.
AUGGCGACUCUGCAGAAACAGCCUGCGAAUAGAAUUAUGCAAAUCGAGAAACAGAACCGACCAGCAAGUCAGUCAAACGGAAACGGCAUGACGGUCUCCUACAACUUGGACGUCUCUUCCGUGAACUCGCUGGCCUUUGCCAAGCUCCUCUGCAAGUGGAACGGCUCCAUUCUCAAGUCGGUCCGAUGGGAGCUUAUUCGUCUGGGUCGUCGCCUACUAUGUGGUCGCUCUCGUCUACCGAUGCGUUCUUGAUGACGCCUCUCAGAAGUCAGAAGUUUAUCUUUUCCAGAAAACUUGCAGCCAAAUGAAUAACUUUUCAAGUUAAUUUUUUUUUUCAUGGAGAACACUUUCAAGAUAAAGUUUUGCCGCGAUUUUUGCUCAUAUUAUAGUCUCUUUCCUCUGAAAACUAACAAAGGAAUUCUGAGCCAUUGAGUGACCACUCAAGUGUUGUUAGCUUCCCUGUAGCUUUAAUUGAGAAAAUCAGAUUUCUUAAGUUAUUCUCUCCGUUCUAUUAGAGCUAUAAAAGAAAGAAACAUGAUUACGAAGUUGUGCAGAAUGUUUGCUCGAAUCUCAAAUCACCUGGACGACAAGCUGGGCUAUAUUCCACUCACGUUCAUGUUGGGAUUCUUCGUGACGAUCGUCGUCGACCGCUGGAAGCAGAUCUUCAACAACAUCGGCUUCAUCGAGAAGUUUCCAGGCCUUUCCAGGCCCUCUUCAGGAAGAAUUUCAGUGUAGCGCUCUCGGUGUGCAGCCUCAUCCGUGGCUCCGACAACAACGUACGUCUCGCGCGUCGUUCCAUCAUCCGCUACAUUGUCCUUUCCCAGGUUGGUCUCCACCAGAGCUUUCACUUCAGAGAUUUCUUUCUGGUUCUCGUCUUCCGAGACAUUUCCAUGCGAGUUCGCCGACGAUUCCCCACAAUGAAGUCUCUGGUCGAAGCGGGUGACUAGAGAGUCUUUUUUUCUUCAAUUAGAUGUGCAGGUUUCCUUUUCGAAAAUGAGCUGCAAGAUCUGGAAGCGUCAAAACUUGGCUACAACAAGUAUUGGGUGCCGAUCAACUGGGCCAACACUUUGAUCUGUCGAAUGCACACCGUUCGUCCUUUGUCGCAUGCUAGUUCCAGAAAAAAGUUUCCAGUGAAAAAAGAAGUUUCAAAGAAAACUACGAUGUCGUUCAGUUUUUUAUUCAAAGUAGCUUUGGUUUUCUUUCGUGAAAUUCUUCGUAUGAAAAACUUUUUUUCAAUUUUGGUUUCCAGUUUUCAAAAGUAUUCCUAAAAAAAAAGUUCAGAGUCCAACCAAAAAAAUUUCCGUUCUUUUAUAUGUUAUUUUAAUUUCAGCAAAAGUAUCUGGAAACGCCUGUUUCGUUGAACAACGUCCUCAAUGUAAGCGUCUAUUUCUUGAAUUUUCGAGCUGAUACUUCUCAGAAUGUGAAAGAGUUUCGAGUGACACUGGAGCAACUUUGCAAAUACGACUGGGUUCCCAUUCCGAUUGCUUAUCCUCAGGUCGGCCUCAGACUUCUGCCCAUGAUCCUGAAGUUUUCAGGUCGUUUUUCUGGCGGUCAGGAUGUACUUUCUGGUUUGCCUCGUCUCGCGUCAAUACAUAAUCCACGAGUUCAACGAUGAAAGUCCUGUCGGUGGAUUGAAAUAUCUUGAAAUGAACCAAUUCGUCCCUUUCAGCUUGACUUAUUCCUGCCUUUUAUGACAAUUCUUCAGUUUAUCUUCCUCGUUGGCUGGAUGAAGUUAUGGAUUACUUUUCGAUGGAAAAAAUAAAAGCCGUUCGUUUAGGUAGCUGAAGCAUUGCUCAACCCGUUAGGCGAGGACGACGACGAUUUCGAAGGCAACUGGAUAAUCGACAAAAACAUAGAGGUACCGGUUUUAGAAUGAAACAAUUUUCAUAGCCCUGUAUGAAAUACUGCCGUAGAAGAUUCUGCAUAGUGAAACACUUAUUUUGACUUCUCAAUAGCAAGUCUGAGCCAUUUACCAUUUUUCUGUGAACGAUGGUAAACGAAUUUACCACUUACUUCUUGGAAAAAGGUUUCCAGAGAUCUUUGAUAGCAAUUUGAUCAUCCUUUUGUUUUUCAAAACUACCGACGAAAUUUUGACCAACCUCUCAGACGGGAAUGGCGAUCGUGGACGAGGCUCACGACGUUUGUCCCAUUCUCCACGUCGACCGUUUCUCGAGUCCGCAAUUCGUCCCAAUGUACUCGGAGCAAAGCGCCCAGCAUGCCGUCAACAAGCUCACCGGCUCAGCUUCUCACGUCGAGUCAGUUCCUAAACCAUACAAGAUCCAACUCCAACUUCACCGACCUACUAGAAAGUUCUAA